GCAACUUUCGGCCAUUUUUGGUUGUUUUCCUCAGCACAGCAGGCUGAUCUGAGGAGGAGGAGGGUUGUGCUCCACACUGAACCUCGGGCUGCUGUGGUGGAAGAUAAAAUGAUCCAGGAUCAGCGUGUCUCGGUGUCAUGCCAUCCCCCCUCGCGCUGCUAGGUGCGCGCCAGCCUCGCGAUAGCCUCGCCUACUGGAAUCAAACCUCCGCUCGCGCACUGGAUGCUGAGAGACGCGCGGUGCGUUGUGUUGCGGUGCGUGAGGUGCGGUGCGGUGCGGUCAUCAUGCAAAGGUUACACCGGAUCCGUCUCAGCGAGCCCGUGAAGAAGAAGCCGCUCUUCCGCAGGACCCGCUCGGGUCGCAGCGAACGAGACAUUUAGCGACGGAAGAAGCGACCAGCUCUCGUUUCCGGGCCUGUUCGGCGACAGCAGGUGUCGAUGGACUCAAGUUUGGGAUUUCCGUGAAAAGGCAGAGUGAACGCUGGCCCCUCUCGGCGGUAAAGUGGCUUCAUGAGUGUCCAAAGUAACAGUGGAAGUGGUGGUGGAAGUUUGGAGGCGACGCCAUCUUGGUCGCAGCUCUCCUCGUCCCCAACGAUUUCUCAACAACAUAUAACGGCGACCGCAAAGAGCAAGGAAGUCCCCAUGGAGGAGCUGCACAGCCUGGACCCCAGGAGACAGGAGCUGCUGGAGGCCAGGUUUACAGGAGCUGUCAGUGGCAACACAGGAGGCAGCACUGGGAGCACCAGUGGAGGUGUUAAGGGCCUGGCCAACGAGUCCUCUAACCACAGCUAUGGGAGCAUGGGCUCGUCUAGCGACAAGGAGUCGGAGAACUCUGAUUUGAAAAGAGGGAGCUCCCCCGCCUACUCAACCCCAGAGAAGAAGCACUCUGAAACGUCCAGAGGGAGGAAAAGGAAAGCUGACACCUACUCAGAGAGUAGUCAAGGGAAGACCUCAUCACGUGGGCCCAAGAUCAGCGACUACUUUGACUUCCAGGGAGGAAAUGGUUCCAGUCCAGUUAGAGGCCUCCCAUCAGCUCGUCGCUCUCCACAGAACUCGCACUCUGCUCCAGGCUCAAUCAUCCGGCAGAAUAGCUCCUCUCCUACAAGUCUGUGUUUUGGGGAACACAAUCUUAAAGCGUCCUCCAGCAAGUUGGUCCAGACGGACUUGACAGGGAUUAAACUUGCUGCUCUGGAGAGCAACAAGAGUCUGGACCUGGAAAAGAAAGAGGGGCGAAUAGAUGACCUGCUCAGGGCGAACUGUGACCUGCGGAGACAGAUUGAUGAACAGCAAAAACUCCUGGAGAAAUACAAGGAGAGGCUCAACAAGUGCAUCACCAUGAGCAAGAAAUUGCUAAUAGAAAAGAGCACCCAGGAGAAGCAGUCGUGUCGUGAGAAGAGCAUGCAGGAUCGCCUCCGCCUCGGCCACUUCACCACCGUCAGACAUGGAGCAUCCUACACGGAGCAGUGGACUGAUGGAUAUGCAUUCCAGAACCUGAUCAAGCAACAGGAGGGUAUAAACCAGCAGAGAGAGGACAUAGAGCGACAGAGGAAGCUGCUGGCCAAGAGGAAGCCUCCAAACACGGUGUCCCCCUCCCUCUCGGUAGCCUCCACCUCUGAACCCAAGCAGCGCAAAACCAAGGUGGUCAAUGGCAAUGAUUCGGACCCCUUCCUCAAGCCCUCCCUGCCCCAGCUAUUGACCCUGGCUGAGUACCACGAGCAGGAAGAGAUCUUUAAGCUCCGACUUGGACAUCUGAAGAAGGAGGAGGCUGAGAUUCAGGCGGAGCUGGAGCGUUUGGAGCGGGUGAGGAACCUUCACAUCAGAGAGCUGAAGAGGAUCAACAAUGAGGACAGCUCGGCGUUUAAAGACCAUCCGACUCUGAAUGAGAGGUACCUGCUCCUGCACUUGCUGGGCAGGGGUGGCUUCAGUGAAGUCUAUAAGGCUUUUGACCUGUUUGAGCAGCGCUAUGCAGCCGUUAAAAUCCACCAACUCAACAAGAACUGGAGAGAGGAGAAGAAGGAGAAUUAUCACAAGCAUGCGUGCAGGGAGUACCGGAUACACAAGCAGCUGGACCAUCCCAGAAUAGUGAAAUUGUACGACUACUUCUCGCUGGAUACUGACACGUUCUGUACAGUGCUGGAGUUCUGUGAAGGAAACGACCUGGACUUCUAUCUGAAACAAAACAAGCUGAUGUCAGAGAAGGAGGCUCGCUCCAUCGUCAUGCAGAUUGUCAGCGCCCUGCGAUACCUCAAUGAGAUCAAACCUCCCAUCAUCCACUACGACCUCAAACCUGGUAACAUCCUAUUGGUGGACGGAACUGCGUGUGGAGAAAUCAAGAUCACAGACUUUGGCCUGUCGAAGAUCAUGGACGAUGAUAACUAUGGUGUGGAUGGGAUGGACCUCACAUCACAGGGCGCUGGUACCUACUGGUAUCUCCCACCCGAGUGUUUUGUGGUGGGGAAGGAGCCGCCUAAGAUUUCCAACAAGGUGGACGUUUGGUCCGUGGGAGUGAUCUUCUUCCAGUGCCUCUAUGGACGCAAGCCGUUUGGUCACAACCAGUCUCAACAAGACAUUCUCCAGGAAAACACCAUCCUCAAAGCCACAGAGGUCCAGUUUCCUGCGAAACCACAGGCCAGCACAGAGGCCAAGGCGUUCAUCAGGCGCUGUCUGGCCUAUCGUAAGGAGGACCGGUUCGACGUUCACCAGCUGUGCUCGGACACCUACCUCCUCCCUCACAUGAGACGCUCAAACUCCUCCGGCUCCCUGCAGCCCUCCGUCUCCUCUCUGCCCUCCUACUGAUUGGCUCUCUCACGUGACUGACCGCACCCUCUAGCCAAUCCCGAGGCAGGAUUGUUGAAGCUGAAGGAUCUUCUUUUUCUUUUUUUUUUACCUGAGCUGCCCUUAAAAAUGGAUAGGUUGGCAACUGAACAGAAUCAAAUGAAGAGCUGGAUAGAAGAGAGGAGGAGCAGAGGGGAUUAACCACCUACAGUGUUGUGUCCUUGAACUCGACCGUGUGAGACAGGUCAGAGAAAAAAGAAGAAAGACUGAGAAGUUGAAGGGAAAUGGAAAGAGAGGCGCAGUGGUAGAACAGACAAGAGUUGAAUAGCUCCAAAUUGUUCAGAGCAGAAAAAGGAAAUUAUGAAGUUAUUGGAUUUGUUUAUGGACUUUAAUAAUUAACCCGUCUUAGGAGACAUUUCAACAGCUGUAGGAACUGCUAGAUGUCCUGUCCAUUCCCACCUCUACACCCACAUGAACAAACAUCCAAUAAACCCAACAGAAGGAGACAGAAUAGAGGUGUGUGUGGUGCAGAGGAGGUACGAGUGUGUGUGGACGACCUGUUUAACUCUGCAGUCCAUUCGAACGAAGCAUAAAAUGGUGGUUGAACUUCCCCUCUUCGCCCCUCCGCACACAACAGGGCUUGAUUUAGAAGUCCAGGUUGUAACCUUGAUGGGACUUGACAAGAACAAAAGGAAAAAAAAAAAAGUUCCAGAUUAAAUUUCUGGCCUCGAUUUGCACUUGUGAUCCAGACCCUGCUCGACUGGUCCCCCCCACUUGGCAUGAAGUACCGCAGCGUGGGCUCGCCCUGGACUAAAUCCUCCAUUCACAUUUUUCUUUUGUUGUUUUGCGAAGCAGCUCAGUUCAGGUCCACUCAAAGUGGACGUGUGAAUGUGUCUUAAUCCAUUGUUGCUGUUCAGGUAAGAGUAGAACUGUUUCAAAAGGGUGGAGUAAUACAGCACCAUGUCGCCACAGAUGCGUCAUGAACCUGCCUGAGGAGCUGAUCCGGUCUGAGCGACCGGAUCAGCCGUCUCUGCGGCGCAAAGACUCGGGGACACAGAAUUUCAGUGAACAUUUCAUGAGUAGGAGACAUCGAAGAAAUAUAUAGUCCUGAGGCAUAUCCUUGCUUCCGAGUGUCUCACUUUGCUCCGUUUAUUUGUGUUUCUGUUUGAAAGCUGUUCUCAGUUUGCUGCUAUAAAUGUUGCUUUUAGUUGGUAACGUGUGAAUGGUUUCUCACAUAUGUGCAUACUUGAACUGUGUUAAGAGGAACACUCUCCGAAGCAUCUUCUCUGAAAUGGACACCUGCUGCGCUGAUCGAGGGGGACGCGACACCUUCUUCUGCCAACGACAUCAAACGUCCACGUGGGCUCCUUUUUGUUUACUUUCAUGUAAAGGUCCAACAGACACUGUUUGGAGCUCGGUCUCAUUCUGCUGUGUAGUGAGAGUCGGUCAAAGCCAGCGGAGGUGGGCCCCCGCCCCGUGUUGCAGCAUGUUUUACUGCGGCUACAAAUCAAGUGGAUAUAUCCAAAUGUUGUCGUCCUCUAAAUAAAACACUUAACCUGUA
This is a messenger RNA of Pleuronectes platessa (European plaice), 4335 nucleotides long. Its product is annotated as serine/threonine-protein kinase tousled-like 1-B. The transcript is spliced from 22 exons. Gene Ontology annotation, cellular component: nucleus. Lineage: Eukaryota; Metazoa; Chordata; Actinopteri; Pleuronectiformes; Pleuronectidae. Gene Ontology annotation, biological process: intracellular signal transduction; chromosome segregation; peptidyl-serine phosphorylation. Gene Ontology annotation, molecular function: protein serine/threonine kinase activity; ATP binding. Bases 510 to 2795 code for a protein of 761 amino acids. The record is from RefSeq and is a predicted model, not a curated record.